Molecule: messenger RNA, 943 nt
Organism: Harmonia axyridis
Lineage: Eukaryota; Metazoa; Arthropoda; Insecta; Coleoptera; Coccinellidae
Product: tRNA N(3)-methylcytidine methyltransferase METTL6
Exons: 2
Coding region: 69-869 (266 amino acids)
Source: RefSeq, a predicted model, not a curated record
UGUCACUCUUUCCUAACCUAGUUUUGUUUUAUUUAUUUUUACUGUUAUCUUAAAAAUAUCAUAACAGAAUGGACUACACAUUUAUACCAAAAUCACUCUCUGACGACGAAAAGAGUAAAUUGGAACAACAAAAUUCCAGAUUAGUCCCUGAUUACAAAGCUAAUGAUUUAGAAAAGAAUGCUAAAAAAUACUGGGAUUUGUUCUACAAAAGGAACGAAGAGAGAUUUUUCAAAGAUCGACAUUGGACAACUCGGGAAUUCAAAGAACUAUUAAAUGAAAAGGACGAUGAAGAGAAACGAGUGAUUUUCGAGGUAGGAUGCGGUGUAGGAAAUUUUAUAUUUCCUUUAGUGGAAGAGAAUUUGUUUUCAUAUAUUUAUGCUUGUGAUCUAUCACCAAGAGCCGUUGAGUUUGUGAAGAAAAAUCAACUCUAUAAUGUAAAUACUAUGAAAAUUUUUCAAUGUGAUAUAACUACUGAUGAUGUUCACCAAGAGAUUGGCAAAAAUGAGAUUGAUAUUGUAACUUUAAUAUUUGUAUUAUCUGCUAUACACCCAGAUAAGUUUAUAUCAACAAUUAGAAAUAUUUUUGAACUUUUAAAACCAGGAGGUGUGCUUUUAUUCAGAGAUUAUGGACUUUAUGACAUGGCCCAAAUUAGAUUUAAGGCAGGUCAUAAAAUAGCUAACAAUUUCUACAUGAGACAAGAUGGAACAAGGAGCUUCUAUUUUGCCCCAGAAUAUAUAGAGGAUAUUUUCACAAACGUUGGAUUCCAAAUUAUAAGUAACUGUUAUGUUCAUCGUAGGACAAUAAACAUAAAGGAAAAUAUUGAUGUUCCGAGGAUAUUCAUUCAAUCGAAAGUUAUGAAACCAAGAUGAUAUUAGGUUUCUUCUAGAAUAAAAAACCUAUAAUGUCAACCAAUUUUUUUUAUUAAUAAAAUAAUUUAAACCUA